AGAAGCUCGAGACGUCGCCGGAGUCGCACGCAGAGCCGAGCCUUCAAAACCGAAGAAAAGAGAAAGAGAGAGGGGGAAAAAAGAAGACAAAAAGUUCAGCACCAUGAGGAGGACCGCCGCCAGACACUUGUUGUGCUUGCUGCUGCUCUCCGUUCCGCUCUCGUGGGCAGAGGACACGAAAAAAGACGCGAGGAAGACCGAGAACGUCACAGUUUGGGGACAAACUAAAGCAAGACGACUAUUUGCGAGGCAUAAGAUUUCUCCAGCAGAGCAGAGUCACAUUAGACACAAGUCCCACAUCCUGACCCCGGCGCGGCGCUGCGGCCGCCUGAUGGAGAACUGCUCCUCACACUUGCCUUGCUGCGACCCGUGCGCCUCCUGCCGCUGCCGGCUCUUUAACACCAUCUGUCACUGCUGGAGGAUGAAUCCGCUCUGCCUGAAGAGGACCUAGUGGCGACCCGCCGGUACACCCCUGCACACACUUGGGGAGUUUUCUCUAAUUCUGCUUCAAUCAUCCAACAGCAGAGCGCAGUCGCUGUGAAUAAGAUAGUAAAAAUAAGGGGAUGUUUCUAAGGAGAUAUAGCAUAAAAGAAAAGCUAAGUUGUCAUCACACGCAGCUUAUUUAUCUGCCUCUGAAGGCAGAUAAAGACGCAACAUAUGAGCCUGCUAGAUCUCACUAAAAGUGUACAACGUUUCCUGUAUAAACACUGAUUCUUGCCAUUUCUCUGAAAAAAUUAGAAUAGAAUAAGUUUAUGAAGUGAUUCUGGCUCAUUACACUAUUGAGCUGUCUGUUAGCUCACAUCAGUGUGUGUCGCCUCACAGAGACGAGACAG
Poeciliopsis prolifica (blackstripe livebearer) is the source of this 833-nucleotide messenger RNA. RefSeq names its product agouti signaling protein, nonagouti homolog (mouse) 2b (gene asip2b). The record is from RefSeq and is a predicted model, not a curated record. Gene Ontology annotation, molecular function: neuropeptide hormone activity; type 1 melanocortin receptor binding. Lineage: Eukaryota; Metazoa; Chordata; Actinopteri; Cyprinodontiformes; Poeciliidae. Gene Ontology annotation, cellular component: extracellular region. Gene Ontology annotation, biological process: adult feeding behavior; positive regulation of feeding behavior; neuropeptide signaling pathway. Bases 104 to 451 code for a protein of 115 amino acids. The transcript is spliced from 4 exons.